CGGAGGGUGGGCGAGCUCCUCGGAAGAUCUUACCCGCAGCCAUGAGCGGUAAAGAAUGCUUCAAGUGUGGACGCAAUGGUCACUGGGCCCGGGAAUGCCCUAAGGGAGGAGCUCGCCAAAGAGGAUUUAGAAGCAGUGACAGCGGUCCACAGUGCAGUUCUGCCAGCCAGUCUGACAUCUGUUAUCGCUGUGGUGCAGCUGGUCACUAUGCCAAGAAUUGUGACCUCCAGGACAUCUGCUACAGCUGCGGGAAAAGUGGCCACAUCGCCAAAGACUGUCCUGAGCCUAAACAACAAAAAGAACAAUGCUGUUACACCUGCAGUAGACCAGGCCACCUGGCUCGAGACUGUGACCAACGAAAAGUGCAGAAGUGCUACACUUGCGGUGAAUCGGGGCACAUCCAAAAAGACUGUGCACAAGUCAGGUGCUACCGGUGUGGUGAGACCGGCCAUAUGGCCAUGAGCUGCAACAAGGCAAGCGAAGUCAACUGCUACCGCUGUGGAGAGGCUGGACAUAUAGCCCGGGAAUGCACCGUGGAGGCAACAGCUUAGUUCCCUCCCCUACCUCCCCCUCUACUGCUGAUUAGUUGUACUUUCUCUAAAAUCUCUUCACUGAUCAAAAGGUUAAUAGAUGGAGGCUACCCUCAGAACAGCAAAGUUUACUUGCUGUGUUAAAGGAGGAAAGGGCUGGAGGAAAAAAAAUCAAAAAAAAAAAAAGUUACUACAAUUAAUGUUCUGUGUCUGUGCCACUGAGAAAUCCAGAUAUUGAAUAGUCAUUCAAAGCAGUAGACAAUUUCUGGAUUUUUUAAGUGUAUUUUGUUUGUCACAUUCAAUUAGAAGUUACCAGUGAAUAAAUCAGAGCGACUUUUGGAACACAGCCCUUGAAUCUACUAAAAUACGCAGUGUGUUUGAUAAAGGUAAAUUGCCUCGAAAAAAGGAACACCAAGUAAAAAAGAAGAGAAACUGUAUUGUGGAGGGGGGA
This is a messenger RNA of Cavia porcellus (domestic guinea pig), 981 nucleotides long. It is a transcript of the gene Zcchc13, whose product is annotated as zinc finger CCHC-type containing 13. Gene Ontology annotation, biological process: positive regulation of cytoplasmic translation. The record is from RefSeq and is a predicted model, not a curated record. Gene Ontology annotation, molecular function: translation regulator activity; mRNA binding; single-stranded RNA binding. The transcript has a single exon. Bases 42 to 551 code for a protein of 169 amino acids. Lineage: Eukaryota; Metazoa; Chordata; Mammalia; Rodentia; Caviidae. Gene Ontology annotation, cellular component: cytoplasm.